CGGUGAUCCUGCUCGAACUCUUGCGCAACGGCAUCCUCAGUACCACCAUAUUCCACUCUUUCCAAUAGCAAUGUCAGAGCCGGACGCUGAUCAUAUCAAGUCGCAGACGCGAAAGAUCGUGCUGGACGCUCGACGAGCCCACAAGACAUCGAGCUUGACCACGAGAAUUGUGCGUCAAAAGGUCGAGGAAGCCUGUCAAUUGGAGGUCGGUACGCUGGAUGCAAGGGAAUGGAAGACAAUAGUCAAGAACGCAGCCGACGCAGCCGUAGCGGAAAAUCUCAAGAAGCAUAGUCCUCCCCAGUCUGGAUCCGAGCACGAGGAGAGGGAUCAAGCGGCGGAGAAGGAGGAAGAAACCACGGGCAAGAAACGCAAGCGCAAGUCCAACUCAGAAAAGUCAGGGAGCAGCAAAGCCACCUCUUCCAAGCCACCAUCGUCUCGCUCAAGGUCGUCGAAGAAGUUUACAUCCAAGGAUACAAUCUCGGACUCUGAGCCGGAAGGGGAUAAGGUCGUCCCAAAGCCAGAGCCUUCCUCCCCUUCAAUUAAAAAGAGUUCACCUACUGCGGUCAAGCGUAAGAAGGCAACGCGACCUGGGAAUGAUGGUGAAGCUCAAAUCAACACGUCGGUUAAACUGGAGGACUCCGCUUCUUCAUCUAUAUUGGUAGCUCCGAAACCAGAGCGGAACGACGAAGACGACGCAAGCGAGUCCGAAUUGUCAGUGCUGAUCGAUGAUCCUCCAAAGAAACAGCGCAAGACGAAAGGAUCGAGGAAGGAGAGCAAGCCUGCUGCAAAGAAACGUGACAAAAAGUCUGGACCAGAGCUCAGCAAGGAUGAAGAGGCCAUCAAGCGUCUUAAGUCAUUCGUUGUGGCCUGUGGCGUCCGCAAGCAAUGGGCUCGUGAGUUCAAGGACUUAACUCUUCCCUCGGAGCAGAUCAAACGACUGCGAGAAAUUCUCGCCGAGCUUGGGAUGGAGGGACGCCUAAGCAUGGAAAAAGCGAAAGAGAUCAAGACAAAGAGAGAACUAGCAAAAGAGCUCGAGGAUGUGCAGAAAUUCGAGGCCGCCGUAGUGUCCGGUGGGCCGUUUCGAGCCUCUCGAUCUUCGGGAUCGAAAUCGAAAGGAAAGCAAGAUAGUAGCGAUGAAGAGAAUGCGUCUGAAAAGAGUGCAUCAGAGAGCGAGCCUGAAGAACCAACUGGCAAGCGCAAGCACAAGAAUGCGGCCAGAAGCAUCAUGGCCUUCUUGCAGGACCAAAGCGACAGCGAUUGAAACCCAACACGAGAAACUCUGAAGUGUCAGUUGCAUACUGGCCUAAGAUAUAUCAUCUGUCUGAAUUCCCUUGAUGGACUGCUAGCGCUAUACGCUCCCGUUUUGCGCUGCUGCACUGCUUUCUGUAAACUAACAUUGCUUCUAUAGUAGUUCUUGUCCGUUAUCUGCGUAUUGUCAUCUUGUAGCAUUACAACUCGAACAAACACAUAGCGUACAGUCAAUUACCCCGUGGUGGGCCAG
Stereum hirsutum FP-91666 SS1 is the source of this 1501-nucleotide messenger RNA. RefSeq lists its product as uncharacterized. Lineage: Eukaryota; Fungi; Basidiomycota; Agaricomycetes; Russulales; Stereaceae. The record is from RefSeq and is a predicted model, not a curated record. The coding region runs from base 71 to 1261 and encodes 396 amino acids. Gene Ontology annotation, cellular component: nucleus. The transcript is spliced from 10 exons.